Molecule: messenger RNA, 753 nt
Organism: Nannochloropsis gaditana CCMP526
Gene: FHIT
Product: bis(5'-adenosyl)-triphosphatase
Exons: 1
Coding region: 1-753 (250 amino acids)
Molecular function (GO): catalytic activity
Source: RefSeq, a predicted model, not a curated record
AUGUCACUGCCUUAUUCAGCCGCGCUUCUUCGACGUUGCCAGAAUAAACGCAGAAUUACUGUCACUGCUGUUGCCGCAACCGCCGUAUUUGGUCUUCCGACCGUCGCGUCCUUUGCAUUUGCCUCCCGGCACGUGGGACAGUACCAGCACCUUCCCAACCUCAUUCCUCGCGUGUCAUCCCCCAUGUCCUCCACGGCUAUUGGCUGCAAUGAUCGCCCUGCCUCUCUCUCGUCUGCUUUAGCACCUCCCCCUCUGCCAUCCCCUCUCUUCUUCGGCCCCUACGAAAUCACGCCCGAUCAGGUUUUUUUCCAAUCUCAUCACUCCAUGGCAAUCGUGAAUUUGAAGCCUCUGGUCCCAUGCCACGUCCUCAUCUUACCUUACCGGGUAGUAGAGCGGUUCUCGGACCUGAGGCCCGAGGAAGUGAGUGACUUGUACCGGGCAGUGCAUGAAAUAGGCCCUGUGCUGCAGACAUAUCAGAAGAAGCAAGGCUUGACCAUCUCCAUGCAAGACGGGAAGGCGGCCGGGCAAACGGUGCCGCACGUGCACGUGCACGUUCUCCCGCGUCUGGAGGGUGAUUUCACGCCCAACGAUAAAGUGUACGAGGAGCUGGAGGCAGUGCAUUUGAAGAAGCACUUCGACCUGGACGUGGAACGGCGGCCUCGGACGCAGGCAGAAAUGGCGGCGGAGGCCUUAGAACUCCGCAAACUCUUUCCACACCGACAAGGCCGUGCGGAGGGAAAGGAAGGGGUCUGA